Molecule: messenger RNA, 882 nt
Organism: Daldinia vernicosa
Lineage: Eukaryota; Fungi; Ascomycota; Sordariomycetes; Xylariales; Hypoxylaceae
Exons: 1
Coding region: 1-882 (293 amino acids)
Molecular function (GO): lyase activity
Source: RefSeq, a predicted model, not a curated record
AUGUCUAACUUACACCACCGAAUGCCUACCACCUUUGGACCAUUCCCAGGGCCGCGCCAAUCGUUCGACGGACGUGCCCGUGACGGCUCCAGAAUAAGCAACGUGGAAGCCUUCAUCACAUUCAAGGCCAAGCAAUCCGAUCUUGCCAAUCUCCUACCCCCUACUUUCUCUUUCCAGAAACCGGGUCCGGAAGCCUAUGUCAGCAUCACGGCAAAACGCCUAGAUAAUCUAGAGUGGCUUGCCGGCCGUGGAUACAACCUCCUAAGCGUCUACAUCCACGGCGUGCAAUACACGACGGAAGAAGACGGCAGAGCAUAUCGGGGCACAUAUCUUCCCGUUCUCUGGGAGGAUAUGGCAGACCCGAUCAUUAGUGGGCGGGAAGAGUUGGGUUAUCCGAAACUAUACGCGGAUCUAGACAUCUCGCAAACAGUAAGCACAUAUUCAAUGAUGGCGAGCUGGGAAGGAUCGAAGUUUGCCGAAUUUAGCCUUAGAGGCCUCCGCACGGAAGAAGAUCGGGACGGGAUGGGGUCCCGGCGGCUGGCACCCCCUGAAGCUGGGGUCGAUGAGGGGAUCCUCCUGUGGCGCUACAUGCCUUCGACGGGGCGUCCUGGGCAAGCAGAUGUGGAGUACCCCGUCUUUGUCUCACAUGCAGAGGAAGCAAAGAAGCAACAAGCUAGGGUGAUCAAGAGGUUAACUGCGGAGGGAGGGGAAUUCAAGUGGCAUCCUUUGGACUGGAAAGCUUUGCCGACGUUACACCACAUCAUCGAGCGGCUGGAACGGAUCCAGAUAUUGAAUUUGGUGGCUUGUGGUCUCGUGGAGAAGGUCGGCGGAGGCGAUCUCUCUUCGGCAAGGAGAGUUGGAAGCGAGCAGCCGAGUUUGUAA